This is a messenger RNA of Paraglomus brasilianum, 816 nucleotides long. NCBI's taxonomy places the organism in Eukaryota, Fungi, Glomeromycota, Glomeromycetes, Paraglomerales, Paraglomeraceae. The record is from the annotation of a GenBank genome assembly.
AUGGUAUCGGAAUACCGAAUUACCACCUCUCAAUCUCUAGUUCAUAGCAGUGGAAUGGGACAGGUGAACGACACUGCCGACAAUAAUAAAUUUUGUUACUGCGGAGUUGCAGCAAGUCUACGAAGAGUCACUGCUGAUACAUGUAAUAAGGGACGUUUAUUUUGGGGCUGUCAUAAGAUUGGAACAGAUUUUGACAAUAGAUGUAAAUUCUUCGAAUGGGCUAAAGAGAACAUUAUAGAAGAGUCACCCAUUUCUCCUCCUAAAGCGCCUAAAUCUCUUGAAGGACGUAAGAGAGCAGUAGACGAGGAUGAAGCGGAAGAAGGGGGAGCAAGAGAGUGGGGGGAAGAGGCUUGCGUUGCUGCUGAAACACUCAGCCCUCUACCGAAAAGUCGUAGAAUCACCGCUCCCACCGAACUAGUCGAUCUUACAACUCCACCCCGUACACCUCAAAUCACGUCUUCUUCAGACCAACGUACUACGCUCUCUCUUACCUAUCAUUCCCAGACGUCAUUCAACCCUCCCGUAGCAUCGACCUCAUCAGUCCCAACCGAUCUUCUAGCUCAACUACAAGAGGCUCUCCGUCAACGAGAAUUACUUGCUGCUCGAUAUCGCAAGGAGCGUGACGAAGCGCGCGAACGGCUGCAGGAAUUAAAGUUGAGAUCCGAACAGUCGAUGAGAGAAUCCGAGUUAGUGCAACGAGAGAACGGCAUCUUACGGAGAGAGCUUGACGUACGGCAGAGAGAGAAUUCGCUUUUGGAGAGACGAUUGUCGGUGAUUCGCACAGAUAAGAGAUCGAACCAAAGGACGAGAAUAUGA